AUGAUGUUAAUCCGGAAUUAUUUAGAUCAAAAUGCUCCAUCUUUACAAGAUUUUGAUCAACUUAUACAAUCCUAUCAAUUAGAAUAUGGUAUUAUCCUAUUAAGAGAUUAUCAAAAAUUAUUACAAAUGUAUAAUACUACUGAAAUAUCAUUUCAUGAAUUUAAGUAUCAUACAAAUUAUCUAUUACAAUAUAUAUGGGAAAAAUUACAUACGGGUCAUUGGAAAAAUGUUCAUAUUUGUUGGCGUAUAUUAUAUUCAUCUAUUAAAUUAUUAAUUGUAUUAUAUUAUUUAUAUAAAAGUAAUAAUAAUAAUAAUAAUGAUGAUCCUAAUUCUUAUCAGUUUGAUCCUGAUCAUCCAAAUGAUCAUGAUCAUGAUCGCGAUCACUAUCAUCAUCCUUUUAUAGAAUUAAUUAAAGAAUUAGAUCUUAGUUUAAUUAUGGGUUAUCCAAUAUUUAAUCAAUUUGCAUCGAAAUUAGCUUCUAAAUUACAUCAAAUUAUUAUGAUUAAAAGAAGAUUAUGUAAUGAAAAUGAUUUAUCAUUAUCUAGAUUAUUUCAAUUAGAUAAUCAUAAUCAUGAUCCUGAUAUUGAUCAUGAUCUAGAUCAUGAUCUAGAUCGAUUUAUUCAAAUCAAUGAACAGAUCAAAAUCAAUUUGAAUAAAUUAGAUCAUAUUAAUUGUCCAAGUAUUGAAUUAUUUAAUAAUUUAAUAAAAUUUAAUAAACCAUUUAUUAUAACAAAUGCAAUCAAUUUUUGGCCAGCAUAUAAUAAUAAUAAUCAACAUAAAUGGACUAUAAAUUAUUGGUUACAUCAUUAUGGUUAUCGUUUAGUUCCUAUAGAAAUUGGUCAAAAAUAUACACAAGAGAAUUGGGGACAAAAUUAA
Molecule: messenger RNA, 876 nt
Organism: Schistosoma curassoni
Lineage: Eukaryota; Metazoa; Platyhelminthes; Trematoda; Strigeidida; Schistosomatidae
Source: the annotation of a GenBank genome assembly